UCGAUUUGCUAGGUGGGCAGGUGAGCUGUGGCUAACAGCGGGUGCUCACCCCGACCCAGGCUCGAACUGCCGACCUUUCAAUCGGCAGAGUUUUUCUGCAGCACCGUAAUUUAGCCUGCUGUACUAAGCCCGACAACACUUGAAAAACAUUCUUUCAUGGAUUUUGACAAAUUUCAUUAUGAACCAUACUUUAACUGCAAUGAUUAACUUCAUCUUGGAUUAACUCUGCAGUAAGUGUUACUGAAAAUCACAACAGCUGAACAAUAUUUUAUAGGGAGGAGGGGAAUGUUACACUGCACUACUGCUUCAUAAAAUAAUUCCCACAGAAGUAUUUGAUUUCUCUCUCAGCUUUCUCAAAGCUCCAGCAUAAGUGGAGGGAGGGAAACAGUUGAGAACACAAUGAACUUUUUAUUCUGUUAGCCUUGUAACGUGAGCUGUAAAUUGACUCAGCCUUCACAAAGCAAACCAGCACCCAGCAAUCCGUCACACGUAGAAGGCAUCGGUGUCAAAGUCUACACAGCUAUUUCCUCUUUGGUUUUGGAAAUUUGACCAGAAAACAAAAGAAAUUAAGAUGGAUAGAAAGCUGAUGAAGAUAUUUAAUUGAAAUGCCCAAGGAAGCAGUUGAACAAAACUGUUUGUUCAGCCUCCGGUAAGACUGAUAAACUGCAAAGUCUAAUGGAAGAAAAAGUUAUGGCAACCUCUUUCACAGGACUAACGUAUUUCUUGAGGUGGAUAUAUAUGUCUUUUGAACUUUGAACAGUUCUUCUGGCUUAACUGCAGACAUCAUCUGAGGAGAAGGAAUACAACCAGCGCAAGCAAAUCUAGGGAAUGCAACUCCAAAGCUUGAGUCUUUAAGGAACGAUGAAAAUACUUGGAAAGCUGAAACUCUGCAGUAUCAGGAAUGGAUAGCGACGGAACUCCAAGAAAUGGUGAAGGUAGACUGUUUCAGAGAUCCCCAUUCAGCUUGUUUAUAAAUCAGAUCCAGAAGAAGAAAUCUUCCGCUGAGAAGGGGAAAUCUCGGCAUCCAUCAAAGAGCAGAUUCUUUCCCCAAAACUCACACUGUGAGAAAUCAGAAGAUGAAAGCAGGAAAGGAAACUCAACAGAUACGUCUAGAUCAGAAACUCAAAGUGUGGAGAAAGCUCUCCCUGCAGAAGGUAUUUGGGACCAGCAUCCCAAGGCCCCAACGUCAGGAAAUCUGGGAGCUGGAAGUCCAAAACACCUGAAGGACAAAAGGUUGGGAAUCACUGAUCUGCAAGAUAAUGCUCCAUCUUCUGCGACUAAAGAAGAAUUAGCUUUGUGUGAGUGGAGAGUUAAGCAGUUCCUGAACAAAUUGGGCAAACAGCCUUCCAACAAGAUUUUGGACUUAAAUAAUUGUGUACUGGGUGCAUCAGACGUAACAGAAUUGAUUGGCAUCAUACCUCUGCUACCAGCGCUGGAAGAGAUUGAUCUUUCCUGGAAUGAUUGUAUAGGAGGGACAUUAGGACCUCUUACACAGCAAUUCAGACAUCUGCAGAAACUAAAAGUCCUCCAACUGAGCAACUGCAGGCUCACAGCCAAAGACAUUGUUUACUUAGGAGAAGGACUUCAAGUUAUUCCUCAUCUCGAAAUUCUGGAUUUAUCAUGGAAUACCAAUGUGGGUGGGAGAUUUUCCCUUCUAACCCAUAAAAUACCAAAAGCUUGUGCACUCAAAACACUAAAAGUCAUAGGUUGCAAUCUGACUCCUGAAGAUGGCGAAUCAUUGGCUCAGCUCCUAAAUAGGAUGCAUGACCUUGAAGAACUGGACCUGUCUAUUAACAAAAUGAUAGGAUGGAGCCUGAACAGUAUUGCCCAGGAACUAAAAUAUGUCUCAAGCUUGAAAGUACUAAAUUUGAGCAUGUGUGGAUUAAAACAGGGUGGACUCCAGUGUUUAGGGACUGCCUUGCAGCAUUUAUUGGAAUUAAGGAAAUUAGAUGUAUCUUGCAAUAAAGAAAUUGGAGGAGGUUUCCAAAACUUAGCAGCCCAUUUGGCUGGCUUAAGCCACCUUGAAAUUUUGGAUCUUCACCAGUGCUGUAUUACAGAAGAGGACAUGGCCAUUUUAACCCAGAUAAUACCCCUUUUGUCAAGUCUUCAAGAGCUGAAUUUAUCGUCAAAUAAAAGUGUUGGCCUCUCCUCCGAUCAGCUAUUCAGCAGGCUCCGGUUUCUGCCCAGACUGACUUCUGUGCUCCUCAGCAAUUGUUCUUUACAACAUGAUUCAUUUGCAUCUUUAGCUGAGGCUGCCCUUCACCUUCCUGAACUGAUGAUAUUAGACCUUUCUUGGAAUAAAUGCGUUGGUGGGAACCUAAAGCUGAUUUUAAAGGCGCUAAACCCCGGAGCUGAGAUGCAAGUGUUAAGACUGAGCAGCUGCAGCCUGGUGGAUGAGGAUAUCCUUGGCCUUGCUGCUGUUAUUCAAGACAGGAGCUUGGGUCAACUACAGAAGCUGGACCUUAGCUACAACCACCAUGUCUCUAACCAUGGAUGGACAAUAUUUUGCCAAGCGUUAGUUGCACUGGAUCAGCUUUCUGAACUGGAUCUCAGCCUUCGGCCUUCAUUGCACUGUGACUGCGGGGAAUGGUUUGGCCAACUGUUGGCUGCCUUGCAAAAGCUAUCUUUAUUCACAGAGCUGGGACUACAAGGUUGGGUCCUUUCCAAAGUUCAGCAACAGCAGCUGGAACAGUUCAAUGGAGAGAAUAAACGAAAUGUUCGUUUUGACAUUUGGAGUGAAACUUGACACUAUGAAGUAGUGUAAUAGCAACAAGCAACUAAGAACUUCCAUAUGUUGUUUCUUCAGCACUACCUGCCAUGAUAUAGUAGUAACCUUUGGAAGUAUAUUGCUCAUCUUGAUAGUCUUCAAAGCCAAGGAGUGACCCCUUGGGAACCCACCAAAUACAGCUACUUGUGUUGAUCUAUAUCAACAAACCAAUUUUAGCUCUCUCACCUUCAUGCAGAAUAGGUCCUUUGCAAAGCGAAUGGGUCUUAAUUCCUCCUUCAGGACCAAGUGACAUCAAAAUACUUGCAUUUGGAUAUAUAGCUGUUAGGAAACAAUUUCCUCCCCACAUUGUUAGGUGAGUAAGACAACUACAUUUAGAGGAAACAGAAAAGUCUGGUGAGAGAAUGGUGCAAUCAUUGCUGUUUCUCAAAAAACCCUUUGAUCUGGCAAAGCUUUGACUUCACUACAUCACUGUUGACCUGACAUAGUAUAAUAUAGAAGAAGAGAGGGGAAGAGGACAGCAAAGAAUCUUACUUAGAUGGGCAAUACCAAAGACCUUUGAAUUGACUGGUAGCCGUCUUAUCAUUCGUGGCUGUUGUCUGCAACUUUUGAAAUUUCACCCUAAGAAUAUAAUGUUUGCUUCACUGGACAAUGUUCUGCAUUAGUUGGAGUGUGCAAGUAUCAAAAAAAAAAAAACAUUUUCUAAAAUCUAUAAAAAGUAUUGUUCGCA
Messenger RNA from Anolis carolinensis (green anole), 3455 nucleotides. It is a transcript of the gene lrrc31, whose product is annotated as leucine rich repeat containing 31. The transcript is spliced from 11 exons. The record is from RefSeq and is a predicted model, not a curated record. Bases 902 to 2746 code for a protein of 614 amino acids. Gene Ontology annotation, molecular function: protein binding. Lineage: Eukaryota; Metazoa; Chordata; Lepidosauria; Squamata; Anolidae.